This is a messenger RNA of Hirsutella rhossiliensis, 1605 nucleotides long. Its product is annotated as DDE superfamily endonuclease domain-containing protein. Bases 1 to 1605 code for a protein of 534 amino acids. Gene Ontology annotation, molecular function: DNA binding. Lineage: Eukaryota; Fungi; Ascomycota; Sordariomycetes; Hypocreales; Ophiocordycipitaceae. The transcript is spliced from 10 exons. Gene Ontology annotation, cellular component: nucleus. The record is from RefSeq and is a predicted model, not a curated record.
AUGAUCAAAAGUUUUGCCCAGGAUAUCGCCAAAAUUGAGGUCGGAAAGGACUGGCCGUAUAGCUUCGUCCGACGUAACAGCGAUGAGCUCGGUUGCACUUGGUUCGACGGUUUUGAUAUCGCAAGAAAGAGAGCAGACAAUGCUUCUAGAUACAGAGCCUACUAUGAGCUUAUUGGCGAGAAAAUCGAGAAAUACGACAUCCUGCCUUGCAACACGUAUAAUGUGGACGAAAAGGGCUUUCUCCUCGGCGUCAUCAAUCGUACCAAGAGAGAUGGCAACAGAUCAUGGAUCACGUUCCUGGCAUGUGUCUGUCAAGACCUGACCGCGCUACCCCCGUUUCUCAUCUACCAAGGCAAGCCAGGGCAAGUUCAGGACUCCUGGCUCACGGAGUUUGAUCCGGAGCACCAAGCGGCGUUUUUCACAACCUCAGAAACGGGUUGGACGAACCAUGAACUUGGAAAGGAAUGGCUCAUUGGUGUUUUCGACCGGUUCACGAAAGAAAAGGCGCGAAACGGCCGGGAUUACCGCCUCCUGAUUACCGACGGACACUCUAGUCAUGUCAAUAUGGACUUCCUGGAGUGGUGUGACCAGCAUCGGAUAAUCGUUGCCGUGUUUCCGCCGCAUUCCACGCACAGGCUGCAGCCCCUUGAUGUGUCCCUUUUUGGCCCUCUUUCGACCGCAUACACCAACCAGCUCAUCCAGUGGACUGCAAAGACACAGGGACUCAUCGGGCUAUCGAAACGCGAGUUCUGGUCGUUAUUUUGGAACGCAUUCGGGUCAUCUUUCUCGGCGGAGAACAUCGCAAGUGGUUGGAAACGGACCGGACUCCUCCCAUUUGACCCUGAAGUCGUUUUGUCGCAGAUCGCGGAGAAAACAGAAGAUGAGUCUGAGUCUGGCGACAGCUCCGUUGACUCGCUCGCCCUGCAGCAGCCCACUGCUCGGGAUUUGCGCCGACUUGUCGACAAGAACGAAUUGCUUCGAUAUGAGAAUCAGGGACUUCGGGAGACUAUCUUUCACGAAAAGCAGCGCAGAAUGCGCGGUAAAGCUCUGAAGGAUUACCUUUUCGAUCGUGUAGAUCCUAACUCGGCGCAGGUAUUUAGCCCUGCAAAAGUGGCCCAAGCGCGCUUGAAGAAAGCAGCCAUGGAGACUCAGAAGCAAGAAGAGGCCUUGGAGAAAGAACGACAAAGACGUCAGGCAAAGGAAGCCAGACAACAAGAGCGGGAGAAAAACAGACUCGCGAGAAGAGUCCGGGCGUUCGAGACGAGAUUGUCGUCGCCAUUUCGGCUCCACCAGAACCGACGACAGCUCCGGAACACUCAAAAUCGCCAAACAUUAAGACGCAACUGGGUAGCCAGAUUCAUCGAGCGCCACCGAGGCCUUAAGACUAAGAUCGGUAGACGUCAGGAAGCUAAUAGGUUUGAAUCCUUCACGCCUAAGGCGGUUCAUUGGUACUUCGAUAUCAGGGAGGGCCAGUACGGCUGGAUUCGGCCUGAGAACAUUGUUAACGUUGACGAAGGAGGCAUCAUGAUCGGUUUUGGGUUGGAUAACCUGGUGACGGCCACGGGAGCCAUGCAACGGACGAAUGGAUGGCUACAUGCUUUUUGA